Messenger RNA from Durusdinium trenchii, 681 nucleotides. The record is from the annotation of a GenBank genome assembly. NCBI's taxonomy places the organism in Eukaryota, Dinophyceae, Suessiales, Symbiodiniaceae.
AUGGCGCCACAGAAGUACCUGCAGCUUGCUGCCGUGCGGGUGCUACGAGCCAUCAUUGGCACCAAGGAUGAGGCGUACGUGCGGUACGUGUCCAAGAACAACUUGCUCACGCUGCUCCUGCAGAGUUUUGAGAAGUGCAUCAUGCCUCCAGCAUUAGGCACCAAUCUCAUGGCCAGCGCUACCUUGGAGCUCUUGGAGUUCAUCCGGCAACAGAAUUUAAAGGUUUUGGUGGAGACCAUCUGCAAGAACCAUACGCCACUGCUCCAGCGCUAUGCGAGCCGGAUGAAACCGCUCGAGUUGCUCUUGCUGAAAUACCAGCAGAACCUGGAGGUCGAGAAAUACCCCCCCGAGCAGCACGCUUCGGGGGGCCCGAUCGACGGAGGUGGCAAAUCGCGUUCAAGGCGGAUGCGGAGCCCCGGGCGCGACGACGCCGCGGAGGACGACAGCUACUUCGAGUCCUUGGACGAUGAUGAGGAGCCACCGCCCAACGGCAAGGAGAAGAGUGAAGGAUUGCCUGGACUCCUGGGAGGUUAUGCUGAUGAGGAAAAAGAUGCCGACGAUUCAGCUCAAGCGGAGGAAGGGUCCGAGAAGCAGACUGAGGCCGGGGCGAAGUCGCUGGGCCAUGUGUCUAAGCGCCCGCGCACGGUGGAGCCUGAGGAGGCUGAGAAGACCAGUCAGUGA